Molecule: messenger RNA, 996 nt
Organism: Homo sapiens (human)
Lineage: Eukaryota; Metazoa; Chordata; Mammalia; Primates; Hominidae
Gene: KRTCAP3
Product: keratinocyte associated protein 3
Exons: 6
Coding region: 33-755 (240 amino acids)
Cellular component (GO): membrane
Source: RefSeq, a predicted model, not a curated record
ACAGCGGCCCUGCGGCUGGCGCGGCGGACGGGAUGAGGCGCUGCAGUCUCUGCGCUUUCGACGCCGCCCGGGGGCCCAGGCGGCUGAUGCGUGUGGGCCUCGCGCUGAUCUUGGUGGGCCACGUGAACCUGCUGCUGGGGGCCGUGCUGCAUGGCACCGUCCUGCGGCACGUGGCCAAUCCCCGCGGCGCUGUCACGCCGGAGUACACCGUAGCCAAUGUCAUCUCUGUCGGCUCGGGGCUGCUGAGCGUUUCCGUGGGACUUGUGGCCCUCCUGGCGUCCAGGAACCUUCUUCGCCCUCCACUGCACUGGGUCCUGCUGGCACUAGCUCUGGUGAACCUGCUCUUGUCCGUUGCCUGCUCCCUGGGCCUCCUUCUUGCUGUGUCACUCACUGUGGCCAACGGUGGCCGCCGCCUUAUUGCUGACUGCCACCCAGGACUGCUGGAUCCUCUGGUACCACUGGAUGAGGGGCCGGGACAUACUGACUGCCCCUUUGACCCCACAAGAAUCUAUGAUACAGCCUUGGCUCUCUGGAUCCCUUCUUUGCUCAUGUCUGCAGGGGAGGCUGCUCUAUCUGGUUACUGCUGUGUGGCUGCACUCACUCUACGUGGAGUUGGGCCCUGCAGGAAGGACGGACUUCAGGGGCAGCUAGAGGAAAUGACAGAGCUUGAAUCUCCUAAAUGUAAAAGGCAGGAAAAUGAGCAGCUACUGGAUCAAAAUCAAGAAAUCCGGGCAUCACAGAGAAGUUGGGUUUAGGACAGGUAAUGGGCCUUGAAGGUGGUGGCCCGGGUAAGAGCGGGGACAAGGAAGUGCUCUUAGAACUGGGUCUAGGUCUUGCCAUGCUGCUUUCCCCUCUGACCUGGGUUGGUUCUCCCCUCUGUCCAGCAGGUGCUGUUCCGAGACUCAGUCCUAAAGGGUUUUUUUUCCCACUAAGCAAGGGGCCCUGACCUCGGGAUGAGAUAACAAAUUGUAAUAAAGUAACUUCUCUUUUCUUCUA